UUCUCCCCAUCGGAGAAGAGAGAGAAAAACCAUUUUCUCCCAUUCAACCAAUAUUAGAAAAAAAUAAAAAAACAAGGUAAAUCCUCUUCUCUUCUUCUUCUUCUCUGUGUUCUAGGGUUUUCUCUUCCGCCAUUGCUGAUCUCACCCGAAGCUCCAACGCGCUCUUCUCUACAGGCAUUGCUCUCAAAUCAUCUCUAUUCCCCAAUUCCCUUAUUUCUCCCUCCUUUUUUUAGGGUUCUCAAAGCUCUCUCGCUGAACCCGUUUUUUCGCAGUUCGAGAUAUACUAUUUUUUUUUCCUCUCAAUUGUAUGUUCCCCUGGAAGUGGGAGAAUGCAAGUCAUGGCUAGGCUUCUGGCUGCUGCAAGAUUUUCUCAAACCAUAGCAGAUGACUUUGCCCGUCAGAGGUAUGCUGCUGAUUAUAUUUGUAGAGAACUACGUGAGGCAGAUGAAGCAAAUUUGCUUCCUGAAAAAGAUAUGCAUGUCUAUGGGGAGAGGCCCAUGACUGAUCCCUUGCAGCUGGUACGCUGCAACAAUUGCAAGAAACCAAUCAAGGACAGCCAAUUUGCUUCUCAUGCAGAACUUUGUAGGUCAUUAAAGCUCACAGAACAAACUAGCUUGGAGCUUGAUGGCAGCACAGGGAAUCGAAAACCUCCAAGGAAAGAAAAGAAAAAGUCAUCAACUUCUUGUGCAACUACUGCAGUUGGGGAGCGGAGAAGGUCUGAGUCUAUGGAUAAUAUUCACACUGUUGUGUCACAAUCCCAAUUGAACAGUCAAAUCUGCGUGAAUCCCUUUUCCAAUGAGGUAAAAGGUGCAGCAUCUAUGAUGGAAGGCACCAGAAUUAAUCCUGGAAAUGGAGAUCACCCAGCUUCCAUAAUGCAUCCUCCUGCAAAACGUCAUAAAUUGACAGCAAGCACACAUCUACCUAUACUAGAAAGCCAUGGAACAGAAUCUGGAGUGACAAAAACUGCGAGUUUUACUGAUGGAAUUACUCGCAAGGAUUCGCUUGAAAGAACUGUUUCAGAACAUGGAGACCUUAACCAUAAAAACCUUGGGCUGGUCCGAGUGCAGCAUGGACAUGUUAUGAAGAAUGAUUUUCCUGCACCCCUUGCUACGAAGAUUUAUUAUUCACAAAGGACAAAUCGACUGCGUGCCGCAAUUCGUCAUCUUUACUUCCAGGACUUAAAUGAGGAAUUGUGCACUAAUGUUACGAGUCCAAAGGCAUCACAAAGAGAGAUGGUUGCAUUCCAGGAUUCAUGUCAGAAGGACCCUUCAUUUGAUCAAAUGGACAACAUGCUCAACAAGGAGAGCCCCUCGCCAACUUUGUGCUCAGCUCAAAAAUCUGAUCAUGUUCUUUCAAAAAGUUCAGAAGUUUGCGUGCUUAAAGCAGGAGGACUGCCAAGUGGUGGCUUGUCAAAUCAGUUUCUUCUUGAUAAUGUUUCAAGGUCUGCAGCUACUCAAGUUGGUUUGACAAGAAGCAACUUUCUUCCGAAGUCUUAUUCUUUUGCAAGCAACACUGGAAAUCCACUGGGAACAAUGCAGCAACCAAACGGGAGUGUUCCUGUUAUUUAGUAACCUUGGUGGGAUUUUUUUGGCUAGUUGAAAGUACAGGUAACCAAUACAUGAGGUUAGGAUUUAGCUCCUUUUUUGAAGCUGAUAAAGUAAAUUACUCAAAUUGUUUAUCCUGUCAUCUGCUUUGUAAAUGAAAACUCACUUCUGUUAUAUAA
Molecule: messenger RNA, 1723 nt
Organism: Gastrolobium bilobum
Lineage: Eukaryota; Viridiplantae; Streptophyta; Magnoliopsida; Fabales; Fabaceae
Exons: 13
Coding region: 330-1568 (412 amino acids)
Cellular component (GO): SAGA complex
Source: RefSeq, a predicted model, not a curated record